Messenger RNA from Gekko japonicus, 1707 nucleotides. RefSeq names its product proteasome 26S subunit, ATPase 3 (gene PSMC3). Gene Ontology annotation, cellular component: proteasome regulatory particle, base subcomplex. The coding region runs from base 131 to 1396 and encodes 421 amino acids. The transcript is spliced from 12 exons. Gene Ontology annotation, biological process: proteasome-mediated ubiquitin-dependent protein catabolic process. NCBI's taxonomy places the organism in Eukaryota, Metazoa, Chordata, Lepidosauria, Squamata, Gekkonidae. Gene Ontology annotation, molecular function: ATP hydrolysis activity; ATP binding; proteasome-activating activity. The record is from RefSeq and is a predicted model, not a curated record.
AGCCGGGGACUGCGUUCGAGUGAGAGCCGCGUGCGGCGUGACGUCAAGAAUAGUCACUGGAGCUACUUCUCUCGCGGGUGUGGAAUCGGCUGCUUCAAACACGCAGUCUCCCUGUUCUACUGAGAGGGAAAUGGCGUCGGUCUGGGAUGAGGCGGAGGAUGGAAUUGGCGAGGAGGUCUUGAAGAUGUCCACGGAAGAGAUCGUGCAGCGGACCCGCCUGCUGGACAGCGAGAUUAAGAUCAUGAAGAGUGAGGUGCUGAGAGUGACCCAUGAGCUACAAGCCAUGAAAGAUAAGAUCAAAGAAAACAGUGAGAAGAUAAAAGUGAAUAAGACCUUGCCUUACCUUGUUUCCAAUGUCAUAGAGCUGCUGGAUGUUGACCCUAAUGACCAGGAAGAAGAUGGAGCAAACAUUGACCUAGAUUCUCAAAGGAAGGGCAAGUGUGCUGUCAUCAAAACCUCUACUCGACAGACCUACUUUCUGCCUGUGAUUGGAUUAGUUGAUGCAGAGAAACUGAAGCCUGGAGAUCUAGUGGGUGUCAACAAGGACUCUUACCUGAUUCUAGAGACUUUGCCUACAGAGUAUGACUCGCGUGUGAAAGCCAUGGAGGUGGAUGAGAGGCCUACAGAACAGUACAGUGACAUUGGGGGACUAGAUAAGCAGAUCCAAGAGCUGGUAGAAGCCAUUGUCCUGCCAAUGAAUCAUAAAGAGAAAUUUGAAAACCUUGGUAUCCAGCCUCCUAAAGGGGUUCUCAUGUAUGGACCUCCAGGAACAGGGAAGACCCUCUUAGCAAGAGCAUGUGCUGCACAAACAAAGGCUACGUUCUUGAAGCUGGCUGGUCCACAGUUGGUUCAGAUGUUCAUUGGUGAUGGUGCCAAGUUGGUGCGAGAUGCCUUUGCACUAGCCAAGGAGAAGGCACCUUCUAUCAUCUUUAUCGAUGAACUAGAUGCCAUUGGCACAAAGAGAUUUGACAGUGAGAAAGCUGGUGAUCGGGAAGUUCAAAGGACCAUGUUGGAGCUGCUGAUACUUGAUGGAUUGCAGCCCAACACUCAAGUCAAGGUGAUUGCUGCAACUAAUCGGGUGGAUAUCCUGGACCCUGCUCUACUUCGCUCAGGCCGUCUAGAUCGAAAGAUUGAGUUCCCAAUGCCCAAUGAGGAAGCCAGAGCCAGGAUAAUGCAGAUCCAUUCACGCAAGAUGAAUGUCAGCCCUGAUGUGAAUUAUGAAGAGCUGGCUCGUUGCACAGAUGACUUCAACGGUGCACAGUGCAAGGCUGUCUGUGUGGAAGCGGGGAUGAUUGCACUCCGCCAUGGAGCUACAGAGCUCACCCACGAAGAUUACAUGGAAGGAAUCUUGGAGGUUCAAGCCAAGAAGAAAGCCAAUCUUCAGUACUAUGCCUGAUACCUCAAGCUGGAUAUGAAAGCCUGGGUAGAGAGGCUGAAAUCGAAACCGCUGGAACUGAACUGUUGUAUUUUACUUAAUGGGAAAAAAAUAAAUCUUUUGCUUUGACACAGGCAACUGUUAUAUGGCUACAGAUGAGGAAAGGGGAGCGAACUCCCUACGAUGAUGUCCUAAUGCAUGUAUGGUGCAUAUCCCAUGUCACUGGUGUAAAAUGCUGGAGUACGCAAAAGAAGUUCAAGCACACUGUAAGCUGCAUAUGAGGCUAAUGAUACCCUACCUGUACCCUCCAAUACCACCCCCCCUAGGACAUU